AUGGACGCAUUAAACGCAAGAGAACAGCAAGAUUUCCAAAAACUAGUGGAACAAAAGCAAAUGAAGGAUUUCAUGCGUUUGUAUUCUAAUUUGGUUGAAAGAUGUUUUUCUGAUUGUGUCAAUGAUUUCACAUCAUCUAAAUUGACCACAAAGGAACAAAAUUGUAUCAUGAAAUGCUCCGAGAAGUUUUUAAAACAUAGUGAGCGUGUGGGUCAACGUUUCCAAGAACAAAAUGCAGCAUUGGGUCAAGGUCUAGGUCGUUAG
Naumovozyma dairenensis CBS 421 is the source of this 264-nucleotide messenger RNA. It is a transcript of the gene TIM9, whose product is annotated as protein transporter TIM9. NCBI's taxonomy places the organism in Eukaryota, Fungi, Ascomycota, Saccharomycetes, Saccharomycetales, Saccharomycetaceae. The record is from RefSeq and is a predicted model, not a curated record. The coding region runs from base 1 to 264 and encodes 87 amino acids. The transcript has a single exon.